AAUGAGUAUGAAACAUGCAGCAUCGUUGAAGGAGAAUAUGGCUGCCAUCCUCGACCCUAUGCCACAUGCUAUGCUUCAGGGGACCCCCACUACAUGUCUUUUGAUGGACUAUGGUUCGACUUCCAAGGCACAUGCAGAUACACACUGGCGAGUGUAUGUAAUGAUUCUCAGGGGCUACCAUAUUUUGAAGUCAUCGGACAAAAUGAACCAUGGUACGGUCUCCCAGUGUCAAUCACCGUUGAGGUUUCAAUCAAUGUUUCAGGCCAUCUGGUAAUCCUUUCACAGUACGCGUACGGGACAGCUAACAUUGACGGAGUCACCAGGAACCUCCCUGUCCUGCUAGAUUUUGGCAGUGUGUCUGUUUACUCCAGUGGACCGUACACAUAUGUUACAACUGACUUUGGACUCAGUGUGAGUUAUGAUGGCUCAUACACAGCGACCGUCACUGUACCAGGAAAUUACAGUGGAGCUACAUGUGGCCUGUGUGGUAACUUCAAUUAUGAUCAAAAUGAUGAUUUCCUUACUCGCUCUGGAGAGCUGGCUUCCUCAGCUACAGAGUUUGGAGCCAGUUGGAAUGUUGAGAACAACACAACAUGCCACCACGGAGGAGAAGAUCCUACAACUUGUUCAGAUCAAGCUAGGGCAGAGUCUUUGUGUGGGAUCCUUAGAGACACUGCGGGUCCACUGAGCUCCUGUCAUGCCUAUGUGGAUCCUCAGGCCCACUUUGAUAAUUGUGUAUUUGAUGUCUGCAUCUCUGACUUCAGUAAUGAUGUACUGUGCCAUUCCAUUGCAACCUACGUUAGUGCCUGCCAAUCUGCCAACGUUGUGAUUUUGCCCUGGAGAGUGAACACCACCUGUCCUCUAUACUGUCCUGAAAACAGCCACUACGAACUGUGUGGUACAGACUGUGGGCAUACCUGUGCCAGCAGUGUAGAUGCCAUAUGUGAUAGGACCUGUACAGAGGGUUGCUUCUGUAAUGAAGGCUUUGUGAGAAGUGGAGGCCUCUGUGUACCAGUGGAGCAGUGUGGUUGCUUGCAUGAUGGAUUCUAUUUUCAUAUCGGUGAGAAGUUCUGGACUCAAGAAUGCUCCCAGCAUUGCGAAUGCUUUGCCUCCAAUGACCUGCGCUGCGUCUCCACCUCUUGCAGCCCCACCCAGGAAUGUGCGAUCCGGAAUGGCAGACUUGGUUGCUACAGCCAAAUGUCCUCCUGCAUGGUCACGGGUGAUCCCCAUUACUACACCUAUGAUGGAGCUGUAGCACACUUUCAGGGCACGUGUUCAUAUGAGAUUUCUCAGACCUGCGGGUAUGUGUCUGACAAUGGCCUACAAUUCCGUGUGGUGGCGACCAACAUGCACCGUGGAAGCACCGUCGUGUCCUUCGUAUCUGCAGUGGAUGUGUGGCUGAACUAUCUAGGAGAGGAGAAACAGAUUACCAUCGGACUGAACCGCAAUGUGAAGGUUGAUGGGAAUCACACGGACUCACUUCCUGCUCAGCUUGGCCAAAUUGCAGAGAUCUACCAAGAGCAGAACUUUGUGGUCGUGAAUGCAUCGAGUGAGCUCUUGGUCUACUUCGAUGGCAGUAUGACACUUGUGGUAAAACUGGGCCCGAGCUACCGUGGAUCAGUCUGUGGAAUGUGUGGCAACAAUAAUCAGGAUCCUGCAGAUGACAAGACCAUGCCCAAUGGAACAUUUGCACCCAACGAUAACGACUUCGGCAACAGCUGGAGAUCAAACACCAGCAGCCCAGGAUGUGGUGCCAAUGACCAGAACCGUGAUUCUGAAGACUGUCCCUUCAGACAAGAGUAUUCUGAUCUCUGUAGCAUCAUCACCAACACCAGUGGACCCUUCCAGCAGUGCCAUCAGUACAUCAACCCUGAAACCUACUACUCUUCAUGUGUGUAUGACCUGUGUGCUUACUCGGGCAGAGACAUGCUCUGUCCAUCAGUGGAGGCUUAUGAGAUCGCUUGCACCAUGAUGGAACUCCAGAUACCAGACUGGCGCACUGGGCUAUCAUGCAUGACGGUGGACCCCUGUGAGGAGCUGCACUGCACUGAGAAUGAAUGGUGUGGGGAGAGAAAUGGCGCCUUUGGCUGCUUCUGUAAUGAGAACAGUCCUAAAACAAACCCAGAGACCUAUGACUCUUCUGAGAUUUGUGAGAGCAGUACCGGCACCAUGUCUCUGUCCCGCUGUCAGCUAUUCGAAGCUGGUUUUAUGGCAAACAGCCUUCACCUGAGUGACCCCAGCUGCAUGGGAACGAUCCAAGAUGGCAGACUGGUGUUCCAUUUUGAUAAUGACGACCACAUCUGUGGCACGAAUUUCACGGCCAAUGGCACCCACUUCAUCUAUGAGAACGUUAUCCAGGGGGAAAUGAACUCAACAAUAACCACCGUUAUCAGAAACAAAGUACUGGAGCUGCGCUUCUCCUGCAUCUACCAGCUCAGUCAGACAAUCACCAUGGACACAGAGUUAAAUCCCAUUCUGAGCAUUGUGCGGAAGACUCUUCCAGCCGGAGAGGGCAUGUACCAGGUCAGGAUGAUACCUUACCAGGACGCCGCUUUCUCCCACCCCUACAACGGCAGUGUGGACAUAGAGGUGGACCAGCGGAUCUACAUUGAGGUCCAUGUUCAGGGGGUGGACAGCCGCCAGAUAGCCACGGUGAUGGAUUCAUGCUGGGCCACUCCUACGAAUAAUGUGAAUGAUGCCGUUCGCUGGGAUCUCAUCACUAACAAGUGUCCCAAUUCAGAGGAUAACACAGUAGAAAUGAUUGAGAACGGCGUCUCCGAAACUGGACGUUUCUCCUUCAGGAUGUUCGCCUUCUACAGCAACUACGCCAAGGUUUUCCUCCACUGCCGUGUUCAUCUUUGUCUUAGGCAGGACAACUGUGAAGUGCAAUGCAACUCCAGACAUCAUCUCCCUAACUACAGAGCUGGUAGAUCAGUGGACGCCCAUGACAUCGCCUCCAUCUCCAUGGGGCCAUUUAUCCGUGCCUGCUGAAGUACAGGUGAACAGGUUCAGAAGGUUAUAAAGGAGA
Messenger RNA from Trichomycterus rosablanca, 3028 nucleotides. Its product is annotated as alpha-tectorin-like. The transcript has 14 exons. The annotation marks the transcript as partial. The record is from RefSeq and is a predicted model, not a curated record. Lineage: Eukaryota; Metazoa; Chordata; Actinopteri; Siluriformes; Trichomycteridae.